ACCGCGAGGGCUUUGAAAGCAAAGAAGCCCAAAACCAUGGCUUCUUCGUCAGCGGCUCCGCUCUGUGGAGGAGCAGUGCUCGCCGCCGCUGCGCCUCGCAAAUCCCCGGCAUUGUCCUCCUGCGCAGCGAUUCUCCGGCCCCCAUGCCUCGCCAGCUCGUCAAUCGCCGCGGAAUCCAGCUUGUUUCGCAGGGUUUGCGGCCUGGGAGUCGCGAAAUCGCCGUCCAGGAGGCUUCUUUCCACGAGCUGCAAGCUGAGCCAGGGCGAUGUUCUCCCCUCGUUCAAUCUCAAGGACCAGGAGGGGCGAGUGGUGAAUUCAUCCAAGUUUAAGAACAAGCCCGUGGUCUUGUACUUCUAUCCGGCCGAUGAGUCGCCAGGAUGCACCAAAGAGGCUUGCGCGUUUCGGGAUUCUUACGAUAAAUUCAGGAAGGCUGGAGCGGAAGUGAUUGGCAUCAGUGCCGAUACUCCAGAGUCUCACAAGGCAUUCGCGAAGAAAUACCGGCUUCCAUUCACGCUGCUCACCGACGAAGGAAACAAGCUAAGAAAGGACUGGGGAAUCCCCGGCGACUUCUUUGGCUCGCUGCCGGGAAGGCAAACUUACGUGAUCGACAAAAAGGGUGUUGUGCGGCUCGUCUUCAACAACCAGUUCCAGCCCGAGAAGCACGCCAUGGAGACGCUCAAGGUUCUCGAAAGCAUGUAAAGAAAAGCCGCCAUUCUUUUCAUCGCACCUUCCCUUCUAUAUAAAUAUGUAAAACCCGAUGUUGCUGUGGACUUCUCCACGCAGAAAAUCUCUUGGAAUGAAAAAUUCCAAGCUUUGCCUGCUA
Selaginella moellendorffii is the source of this 823-nucleotide messenger RNA. RefSeq names its product peroxiredoxin Q, chloroplastic. Gene Ontology annotation, biological process: cellular response to oxidative stress; cell redox homeostasis. Gene Ontology annotation, cellular component: chloroplast thylakoid membrane; cytoplasm. NCBI's taxonomy places the organism in Eukaryota, Viridiplantae, Streptophyta, Lycopodiopsida, Selaginellales, Selaginellaceae. Gene Ontology annotation, molecular function: thioredoxin peroxidase activity. The transcript is spliced from 4 exons. Bases 37 to 699 code for a protein of 220 amino acids. The record is from RefSeq and is a predicted model, not a curated record.